AUGAAUGCUGUAGCAGAACGUGGCAUCUCUGUACGACUGCUUGGACUGCGCGGACGUUAUCAUCACGACAAUCAUGAGAGUUCCGUGCAGCGUAUUGCAAGUUUAUGCGAGAGUGACCCUCGCUUUGCUUUCCCAGACGCCCAAUGCUUAGCUCUGCCGUUGAGGUCCACGGUUAAUGGGGCCGUCAUUACGAAUGGUUCCUUGCAUACCGCCCUUCUCGAAGCGAUUCUCACCGAGCAGUCCCAGUGGCAUCUAACAGUUAGCGCGGUACUUGAGGAUGCACGCAGCAAGAAUGUUCAUAUGCACUUCAUACCAAUUGGUGCUGGGUCUUUUGUUCCACCAUCCAUUCUGAGAAACGAAGCCUCUCGGGCCCCUGCGCGCCCCAAAAUUGACAAUGGUUGUGCAUCCACCUAUCCAAUUCCCAUAGACCCAGUGCUAACCCCCAGUGACACAUCCUCGGAAGGAGCAGAAGGGUCCAAAUUUCCCGUUGCCAUCAUCGGCAUGGGCUGUCGUUAUCCAAACGCAGAUUCACCUGAGAAACUAUGGGAAUUACUCGAGAAAGGAAUAUGUGCUGUACAAGAUCUUCCUGAGAGCCGCCUCAAAAUCUCACAGCUCACAAGAGGACCAGACGGGCCUUUCUAUGGUGGUUUAAUUCGAGAUCCGGAUGUUUUUGAUCAUCGAUUCUUUGGCAUCUCAGGACGUGAGGCAAAGUCUAUGGAUCCACAGCAGCGUUUGAUGCUUCAUGUUGCCUACGAAGCACUGGAAUCGUCGGGAUACUGUGGUCUUCGAUCGGACAAGCUACCGAAUGAUAUCGGCUGUUAUGUUGGAGUUGGUACCGACGAUUAUGGUGAAAAUGUUGGAUGCCAUCCAACAAAUGCUUUCUCUGCAACCGGAACACUCAGAGCGUUUAACUCCGGUCGUAUCAGUCACCACUUCGGAUGGAGCGGCCCUUCAGUCGUGGUGGAUUCGGCCUGUUCUUCCGCGGCUGUGUCCAUUCACUUGGCGUGCCAGGCCCUACAAACAAACGAUUGCUCGGUAGCUCUCGCCGGGGGUGUCAGUAUCAUGACCAACCCGAGAACAUCCCAGAAUCUCGCCGGCGCGUCCUUCCUAUCCAAGUCCGGUGCAUCCAAGGCAUUUGAUGCUGCUGCCGAUGGGUAUUGUCGAGGCGAAGGUGCCGGAUUGGUAUUGAUGCGGCCCUUGGCAGAUGCACUGAGGAACGGCGAUCCUGUCCUGGCCGUCAUAACCGGGUCCGCUGUCAAUCAGGGAUCCAACUGCUCACCCAUUACGGUUCCAGAUUCCAGCUCUCAGCAAUCGUUAUAUCGCAAGGUUCUGUCGUCCUCCGGUGUCGACCCAAGAGAGGUGACUUACGUUGAAGCUCAUGGAACAGGUACCCAGGUCGGAGAUCCGAUCGAGUUCGACAGCAUCCGGAGUGUUUUUGGUGGACGGGACCGGAAAGACGAAGUCCAUGUGGGAUCGCUCAAGGACAAUAUCGGACAUACGGAGACCGCUUCUGGGUCCGCUGCUCUUAUAAAGACGAUUCUGAUGAUGCAAAAGGGGCGGAUUCCGAGGCAGGCCAACUUUUCUCAUCUCAAUCCGAAGAUCCGUCCACUUGGCGAUGAUCGAGUUGUUAUCCCUACACGGUCGAUGGAUUGGGAAGCGACAGAACACAUUGCACUAGUCACCAACUAUGGUGCAGCAGGGAAUAAUGCUGCGAUGCUAGUGCGAAAACACGCUAUUACUCCGAGUGACCAAAACUCCUCAAUUUCGGAGAUACCCUUCUUUAUCUCAGCAAGAUCGCCCGAAUCUCUUCGUUCGUACUGCAAGGCCCUUCACGAAUACAUUCUCAAUGGUCAAUGUGCAGCAGUGGACACCGUUGGCACCAUUGGGUAUAACUUGGCCAUCAAGCAGAACCGGGAUAUGGAAUAUUUCUUGAGUCUCACCACAUCCUCCAAAACUGCUUCACUUCUUAAUCAGUUGAAUGCUGCUGGCUGUGGAGAUACCGCGGUGCAGCAGCGAUCCAGCCCACAGCCCCCUGUGAUUCUUUGCUUUGGUGGACAGAGUGGCAAAGACGCAUACCUUUCUGAGGACUUGGUGCGAAGCUGUAAGGUGCUCCAGAGUCACUUGAACAACUGCGAUCGGGUUUGCAACGCGUUGAGCCUUCCCAGCCUCUUCCCUACUAUAUUCAACCCCGAACCCAAAAAUGACCUCGUCAAUCUCCAUUGCACGUUGUUCUCCAUUCAGUAUUCCACUGCAAAGGCGUGGAUAGACUGCGGACUCAAGGUUGACCGAUUGAUUGGUCAUAGCUUUGGACAGUUGACAACUCUCUGCGUCGCUGGAGUAUUGAGUCUGGACGAUGCCAUGCGUCUGAUUUCUGGAAGAGCCCAAUUGAUCCAAAAGGCAUGGGGUCCCGACAGCGGGACGAUGCUUGCUGUUGAAUGUACCAAGAGCGAAGCGGAAUCACUGCUUCAGCAGACCAAACAGCAAUUUGGUACGUGUGCCGUUGACAUUGCAUGCUUCAAUGGCCCAAUGAGCUUGGUUUUAGCGGGCGAUGGGGCUUCCAUUCAAGCUGUUGAAGAAGUCGCACAGGGAUUGCCAUCCAAGCCCAAAAUAAGACGACUGGAGAAUACGCAUGCAUUCCAUUCCAGGCUUGUAGACGAUAUUGUACCGGGGCUACUGGUUGUUGCGAGGGAAUUGCAGUAUCAGAAGCCCUCCAUCCCCAUCGAAGCUUGCUCAGUCAACAACGACUGGUCAUCUAUAACCGCCGAGACAAUUGUCGAGCAUAGCCGGGGGCCUGUUCACUUUGUGAAUGCUGUCUGGAAAGCAUCAAAGCAGUUGGGAGGCCCUAUUAUUUGGCUGGAAGCCGGCUCUGGAUCACCAAUCAUCCCCAUGAUCCGGCGGGCGUUGGAUAGUCGCUCAUCCCAGCAGCAUGUGUACCAGCGCAUUGAUAUCGGAAAUUCCAGUGCCCAGAGUAAACUCGCAAAGGCAACAUCUAAUCUUUGGACCAACGGAGUCAGAGUGCAAUUUUGGCCAUUUGAGAAUGCAUCCUACCAAUGGGUAAACCUGCCGCCGUACCAAUUCGCAAAGACACGACACUGGCUGGAAUAUGUACCGCCGCAGCCUUCUUCCCAACAGAAUGGAACUGUCUCUUCUGAUGCGCAGAACGAGUUGAUUUACCUGGUCGACGCUGCGAAUGGAAUCGUACAAAUUAAUACCAAGAACCCAUUUUACCGGGCUUGUACUCAAGGCCACGCAGUUGUGGACCAGACUCUGUGCCCUGCAUCGCUGUAUAUCGAGUUUGUGUUGAGAGCAGUAACUCUCACAAGUAAAGCUGACUACUCUGCCAACAUGGUCCAGAUUGAAGAGUUGGAGAUUUCUUCACCAUUGGUGCUGGACCCAGAGGGACAGGUUUUCCUUCAGCUACAGGAAGGACAGAAGAAUAAAUGGGCAUUCUUGCUUUUCACGCGCAAAGAGCACAAAGGGAAAGUCAUGCAUGCCACAGGAAGCGUCGCUUUCCAUGAGCCGAAGAGUACCGCUGUAAUGCGACUUCGUUCAAUGGAACGACUGAUUGAUCCCGCGCGGUGUCAUUUCAUUAUCGACUCGCCCAAUUCCAAUGGCUUCAAAGGAUCUAUCGUCUACCAGAUCAUGAAGCGAGUGACAGAUUAUGCCGACUACUACAAGGGUGUACAAACUGUCUCUGCAACUAAUGAGGAAGCCGCAGGAUAUGUUUCGCUGCCAACCCAGCCAUCCGAAUUGGUUGGUGGGCAGUGCGACCCUAUCUUGAUGGACAACUUCCUCCAAGUUGGAGGCAUUCAUGUUAACUGUCUGUCAGAGAACGAUCCAGAUGAAGUCUAUGUCUGCGGUGCAAUAGGCGAGAUCUUCAUCAGCCCAGAAUUCUCACAGAAGCAAUGCGAGGAUGCCGAAUCGUCAUGGAUGGUAUAUACCAAUCAGACAAGACACAGCAUGACGGAGUUGACAUGUGAUGUCUUUGCAAUCGAUCCUCGAUCAAGGAAACUCGUGCUCACAUUCAUAUCGGCAAAGUUCAAGAGUGUGUCCAUUCGUUCGUUGAGAAGGCUGCUUUCCCGGCUCAAUACCUCACCUUCGGUUGACUCUGGGUCCCCAAAUGAGACGGCAGCGACAGCGAGUCUGAAUCGAAUCGAAACCCAACAAAGACCAAGCAUCCAAGAGGAGAAGACCGAGGCAGCCCACCAGUCUGAAACCAAUGGAGCCGCCAGACACGGAAAAGUGCAGGAAAUGUUGAGUGAGCUGAUUGGAAUUCCAAUUGACGAACUGCAGCCCUCGUUGAGCUUGGACGAUGUCGGCAUAGACUCUCUUAUGACCACAGAGGUUAUGUCAGAGAUCAAAAAGAGAUUCGGCGUUAGUAUUGACAGCUCAGCUUUGCAGUCACUUGUGGAUAUCCGAUCCUUGGUUGCUUAUAUUUUUCCGGAAACUUCGACAUCCACUCUAUCUUCUCCAAACGCAAGUGUCGUCCAGCAAGUGAAGGCCACAUCCCAGACCAAUCAGUCCCCAGCUGCUUCUUCCGAAUAUCUUACCACCAUCCAGCAUAUUCUGAGCGACAUCCUUGACAUACAUACCGAAGAAAUUACCGCUUCUUCUUCCCUGGAUUCGCUUGGCAUCGAUUCCCUUGUGGCCACCGAGCUCACCACCGAAAUCAACAAGCAUUUCAGUGUCAGCUUGGGGCCGGAGGAGCUUCAGAACAUAAAAGAUACUCAAGGUCUUUGCGCACGCCUACAAGGCCUGAGUGAGGUGGAGAAUAUAGGUGCUCCCUCCGAUUCUAACGACGUCCCAGAGAGACCGUUUGCGUCCGUCGCACACGAUUGCUUUGCCUCAAGCAGUGAUGAUUUUCUGAAAGAAGCCCGAGAGUCGCAAUGGACUGGGUUUUAUAGCUCUGUUUACCCAGCACAGAUGGAUCUGGCCACUACAUAUGUUGCAGAAGCCUUCAGAUCUCUCGGAUGUCCGUUGGAAUCACUACACGCAGGACAGCCCAUACCCGAUGUUAAGAUAGCCGAGCAGUAUGGGAAGUUGAAAAAUCAACUCUACGCCAUCCUUGAAUCAUUCCAGCUCGUCAGCAAAUCCAGAGAUGGCGCGUUCAUUCGCACCGAUAAGCCUGUUCCGGCGACAACUUCGCAAAUGCUACACGAGGACAUUAUCCGGCGGUUUCCUCAACAUCAAUCCGAGCAUCUCCUCUUCCAUACCACUGGCCCCCGCCUCGCGGACUGCCUGACAGGCCGCGAGAAUCCGUUAUCGUUGUUAUUCAGGGACGCCACAGCUCGGCAGUUAGUGGAAGACGUCUACACCAACGCGCCAAUCUUCAAGACGCCUACUGCAUAUCUGAAAAAUUACCUUACUUCACUUCUAAAACAGAUUGGAGCGAGCCGCGACGUUCAAAUUCUAGAAAUUGGUGCAGGCACUGGGGGUACAACCCAGCAUCUAAUGCCACAGCUCACAGCAAUCCCAGGGGUCCGAUUCAAAUACACCUUCACGGAUAUAUCACCUUCGCUGGUAGCGCUUGCGAAGAAGAAAUUUACGCAAUACCAUAGCUGCAUGGAAUUCACGACUGUCGAUCUGGAAAAAGAGCCUCCAGCAUCAAUGCACGCCCGAUACGAUAUUAUCAUCUCAAGCAAUUGCGUCCACGCUACGAGAAGCCUCGUUCGGUCUUGCAAAAAUAUUCACAAAUACCAGCGUCCUGACGGCAUAUUAUGUCUGGUUGAGCUGACGAGGAAUCUGUUUUGGUUUGACCUUGUGUUUGGCCUGUUGGAAGGUUGGUGGUUGUUUGACGAUGGCCGGAAGCAUGCGUUAGCCUGCGAGCAUCUCUGGGAAACAACCUUACUCCAGUCCGGCUAUAAGUGGGUUGACUGGACAGAGAGUAACUUUGAAGAGUCCAGCACUUCACGCCUGAUUGUAGCUUCUCCCAUGGAAAAUCUUUCUCAGUAUCCCAAGAUCGAUAAGCAGAUAUCAUUGUCGAGACCUGUCACAAAGGAAACCGUGACUUUCGCUCACAGAGACGGGAUAGCACUUCAGGCCGAUAUUCAUUAUCCAGAGAAAUUUGAAGAUCCGGUCAAUCCCCGUCCAAUCGCUCUCAUGAUCCAUGGCGGAGGUCAUGUCAUGCUCUCUCGCAAGGAUGUCCGUCAUAAACAGACACAAACCCUGUUAGAACUGGGCUUCCUUCCAGUCAGCGUUGACUAUCGCCUUUGUCCCGAGACAUCCUUGAUCGACGGCCCCAUGCGCGACGUCUGCGAUGCAUUCUCCUGGGCCCGAACGACCCUGCCCAAGCUACAGCUCCAGCGCCCCGAAAGACCCCGAGGCGAUCAGGUAGUGGCAGUAGGCUGGUCGACUGGUGGCCAUCUCGCCAUGACCCUAGCCUGGACAGCACCUGAAAUCCACGGUAUUCAGCCCCCGGAAGCCAUUCUGGCUUUCUAUUGUCCAACCGACUACGAGGACCCCUUCUGGUGGCGCGAAAACAUACCUUUUGGACAGGAUGUGGCCCCUCCGAGAAUAAAAUACAGUUCUCUCCAGGAAAGUAUCCGCAAAACCCCGAUUACUGGCUACAACCCCCCACCGAACAAACGCGCCCUGGCUGGCUGGAUGGCCCCGGAUGACCCACGCACUCAGAUUGCACUUCAUAUGAACUGGACAGGGCAUACAUUGCCAAUUUUGCUCAACGGAUGGAUGUGUCGCAAGGACGGCACAAGUAUUGCGGAUCUCCCUAUCCCAACGGCGGAGGAGAUUCAAGCUGUCAGUCCUUUGGCAAUCAUCCGUCAGCACCGCUACUCAUCGCCUACGUUCAUCAUUCAUGGGACGUUAGAUGAUCUUAUUCCGUGGGAACAAACUAUGCGGACGUACGAUGCGAUGAGGGAGAAGGGAGUUGACGCUGAUAUCAGGAUGCUGGAGGGUGUUGUGCAUCUAUUUGAUCUCUAUCCUAGCUUUCCACAGAACCUUGAGGCUGUAAAGGCUGUAGAGGAGGGGUAUAAGUUUCUUCGGAAUCAUGUGGAAAUUUAG
Messenger RNA from Aspergillus chevalieri, 7017 nucleotides. RefSeq names its product type I iterative PKS. The record is from RefSeq and is a predicted model, not a curated record. The transcript is spliced from 4 exons. Gene Ontology annotation, molecular function: fatty acid synthase activity; 3-oxoacyl-[acyl-carrier-protein] synthase activity; phosphopantetheine binding. Gene Ontology annotation, biological process: fatty acid biosynthetic process; secondary metabolite biosynthetic process; proteolysis. NCBI's taxonomy places the organism in Eukaryota, Fungi, Ascomycota, Eurotiomycetes, Eurotiales, Aspergillaceae. The coding region runs from base 1 to 7017 and encodes 2338 amino acids.